Molecule: messenger RNA, 6243 nt
Organism: Dimorphilus gyrociliatus
Lineage: Eukaryota; Metazoa; Annelida; Polychaeta; Dinophilidae
Source: the annotation of a GenBank genome assembly
AUUGAUCGUAAACAAAUAUGGCUGCCUUCUGUUGUUGACUAAUUAAGUUUUAAUAAAAAAUUAAAAGAUUUCACGACAUCGGAUAUAAGGAUUAUCAGCUUUCAAACUUCAAUUCAAGGUUGAUGUCAAUCAAAUGUUCAAAGAAAUUACGUCAUUGAAACAUUAUCGCAAAAGCACGUGCGAAAUAUAAAGCAUGCAAAAUUCAACCAGAUGAUGCGUCGGAAUAAAAUUUUAACGAUUUCUCUACGUGAAUAUCUUCAAGUUCGACAAACUCCUCUGGAAGAUAAUCAAAUAUGGGCGAUCCUUUACGGCGGAGCGAAAAAGCUGCAAAAAAAGUUAAGUUUAGGGGAAACGAUCUAUCACCUCUCGCCCAUAACUCCUGAUACAAUUUGCAUCAAAAAAACCGGAAGCAUAGACAUAUCUAAAGAUCAAAAUCUAGAAAAAAUAGACGAUUUUCUUCCUCCAGAAUCCAAUGGUUCUUCAAGCAAUAAUGCCGAUAAUAUUGAGAAAACAUUAGUUUAUUCUUUAGGAAUGACGGCCUAUAAUUCAGCUGAUUUUGGUCUAAACGAAUCUCAGGAAUUAAAAGUCUCGGAAGACUUAGACUCUCUUCUUAGUCGAAUGUGUUCAGACAUGCCCCAACAUCGACCAACUCUAUUAAGAAUAAAGCGCAUUGCCGCCCACCAUCUGACCGAGAAAAAACCUUCGGAAAUUCUAUUAGACAUGUACGAGACGGUUCUAGGCAACGAGUCUGAUUACGAUUUCUUUUCGGACGAAGACGAUAGUUUAGCGUCGUUUAACACAACUAUGGGUUCGGAGGAGGUAGUUUACGAUGCGCGUUCCGAAAGGUCCUCCCUGUAUACGCAAUCUUAUAAACGAAUAAAAAAACGCCGUAAUAGAUUAAGACUAUUGCGUAACGUUAGUUCAGAUUGGAGCGAUAGCGAAGACGAUGAAAAAUCUAAUUCGCGUGGAAGAAGAUUUCUUAAUAGGUUUACGGCCUCUGAUACGGAAUUAAACGGAGAUCAGAGCGGUAAUAUUAUGCAAUCUAAGAGAAGGGUAAACGUUCCCCCCAGAUUACCUAUUCCUGAGAAUAGACGUUCAAGAAGAUUACACAAAUCUUCGGAAAGCAAAGUUGAUUUUAUCAAGAAGGCAGCCAACGGCGUGGAAUUUAUAGAAAAUGGUAAAAAAUCAGUUAUGAAAUAUACGCUACCGCAAUGCAGUUCGUACGAAACUAAUUAUUUAAGAAGAAUACAAAUUGUUUUAUUAAAUGGACGAAUUCUUGAAAUAAUGCUCUCGCCAAAGACUAUUGUUAAGGAGGUUUUUGAAUUUAUUGUUAAAUUAACUAAAGUACCCGAACCAUACUUUUUUGGAUUGAUGAGGGUCAAAGAUAACGAACAAUUUUUCUUGGAAUUUGAGGAGUCGUUCGGAAAAAUGGAUAGUCGACUUUGGAAAGAUGAAUCUCAAAAAUUUGUUCCUUAUACUUUAAUUUUAUACUUUAGAGUUAAAUUUUACGUCGAUAAUACAGACUUAAUAAGACACGAUUUUACCGCUCACAUGUUCUAUCUACAACUACGACAAGAUUUGCUAUACGAAAGAACCAGUUGUAAUUUGGAAGAAGCUAUAGAAGCUUCUGCGUUUGCAUUAAAAGCCGAAUACGGUGAUUUCGAUUUAAAGAAGCAUAACUUCCAUAGUGAACAUUAUAUAUGUUCCAACCUAUUAAGACAACAUUCGAAAUCCAACGUUAAAACGAAUAUUAUUGAACAAUAUAGAAAACUAAAUGAUCUAUCGUAUUUAGAGGCCGAAUUAAAGUUUAUAAAGCAUGUUCAACAAUUGCCUGAAUACGGUUUGCAUUUCUAUAAAGUUUAUAGGAGCAAGAAAGAAUUAAGUAAAUAUUUCUACGUUGGCAUCGGUUUACACGGAAUUGCUCUUGGGGAGGAGAGAAUGUAUCGAAAGUCUAUUAUAAAUAGAUUUUCAUGGGCUUUUGUCGAUAAGAUAUCGUUUAGUAAGAAAAGAUUUAGCAUCUCGCCUAAAACUGAUGUUGGUACAAGAGCAACAAAGAUGAAUUUUAUUACUGAAAGCCACAAUAAGAGUCAAUAUCUCGUUGAACUUGGUAGAAGUCAACAUCAUUUCGAUAUUAGAAUGAAAAUGAUAGCUACAGAUUUAUCUCCAACUUCAAUUAUCAAUCAAAGUGAUAGCGGUACCUAUUUCUCAACUAACGACGAUCAAUUAGAUUCGGGAUAUUUUCAACCUACUAAUGCUCAGGAAAACAAUGAAUCUUCACAUAAAUAUAGAAGCGAAACAACCGACGAAAGUGCUCUUUUCUACGAUAGAAUAAGUAGGGGGGAACAAGAGGAGAUUGACGUAACAAGAAGCCCGGAAAAAGAGACUAAACGUUACAGAGAUCAGGCGACAUUUACUAGCUUCAAACGUCAUCAUAGCGACGUAGAUAGUUUGUUUAACGAGAGAAAAAUUUCUGUUGUUCAAGUUACAAAGGACGCUGUCCAUGGUAUAGGAAUGACUUUAAAUACAAGAGAAAAUGGUAUUUUCAUAGAAGCUAUGGAACCAGAUGGCCCCGCCGUUAAAAACGGUAGAAUAAAAGUUGGUGACAAACUUUUAGCAAUUAAUGGUCAGAGUGUAGAAGGGUUGAAAAUGGAAAGGAUAUUUAAGAUCAUAUCCAAUGGGUCUAAUCCUCUCCAGUUACUCCUAUCACAAAACAUGAACGUUCACGGUGAUUUAAUGCCUCGGGACAAUCUUCAAAUCUUAGCAGAUGUUCACGUAGAUAGUGUAAGUCAACAGGUUAGCGUUGACCAACACCUCCAUUCUCAGGGUUUGCAAACCGACGAUGAAUUGAAAGAAAGCAAAUGCGUACAAACCGAUAAAGCAGUCGAAGAUUCCAUAUUUGGAACUGACGUUGAAGUUGAGAAUGUUUUAAGGCGUACUUCCAGUAGAAAGAGCGAGACAAAGACUUCAGAUAUAAGUCGAAAAAGUUCAACACGAUCUAUAAAAGUAGAGAAAGUAGUGGAGGAGCAGAAGCAUGAACAAGAGCAAAAACAUGAACAGAAAGAAGAAGAACAAGAAUCCCUUUUAUCAAAUGACAAAGAAUCAGUUUUCAUUGACAGUGAGUUGGUAGAUGAUUCCUCACCUUCAAUUUUCGUUAAUGAAUACAUAGACGACCUUACACCGGGGGAUAUUUACUUUGUUAACAUAAAAAGAGUGAGCAAGUUAGGUUUUGGAUUUACAGCCGAAAUGCAUAACUCGUUUAGUGGCCAGAAAAGAGUAUUAAUCAAAGAUAUUAUAGAUAAAGGGCCAGCUCAAAUGAGUAAAAAGAUGAAAAUUAGAGAUAUUAUCUUAGAAGUAAAUGGUGAAGCAGUUAUGGAUAAGAGCGAAGAGUUUAUAAAGCAUAUGAUACGAGAUAAACGAGAACUAAGCUUACUGAUGGAAAGGGGUAUUAUGGAGGAGACGUUAAAAAAUGAUAUUAGCCUCAAUCAAACAUUCGAGAUUAAAAACAAUAACUACGAAGAAAAUAAUAUCAUGCCAAUCGUUCCCUCGGCAACACCCUCUGCUGUUUUAAACUUCGAGAAAGAUGCUGGCCUUUUAUCGGAGGAUGAAGGCUUUAAGCAAGGCGAAUACGAAGUGACAUUGACUAAAGGGGAUCAUGGGCUAGGAUUUACUGUAGCCGGUGGACGAAAAACUACUGGCUUUUGCUACAUUAAAGAUAUUUUACACGAGCCAGCAAUUUCUUGUAAACAACUGAAAGCUGGAGACAAACUUAUUCGAGUUAAUGGAGUUGAUAUGAGAGGUUUGGCUCACGAUGAGGCCGUCACGUUUUUAAGACAGACAGCUAUUGUUUGUACACUCCGCUUACUUCAAGCAACGUCGAAUGAGUCAUCUCAAUCGUCACUAGUAAAAAAACCCAUUAAAGACAUUAUAGGGAAAUUUGAAAAAUCCAAAAUGCUAAUCAAGCCUAUAAGCAACGCUGCGGAAAAACCUAGAAGCGAAUCAACAACUUCCCUCACUGAUGUUACGCCAGAAGAUGACAUAAUACCUCAACAACUGCCCACGAAAAGAUUAUUAGUAAUUGAAUUAAUGAAGCCGGAUAGCGGUUCUCUCGGAUUAAUAUUAGAGAGAGCGGAGAGGAACGGAAAACCUGCCUUAAUCGUUAAAGAGGAUAAGAAUGACAAACUGCAAAGAGGUGAUAGAAUCGUCGAAGUGAACGAUAUAUCAAUAUUAGACUUAAGUCACGCCCAAGCUGUUGAACUAAUAAAAGAUUCGCCAAAAUUAUUGAAAUUAACUAUUUCACGGUAAGGUUAUAACAAAAAAAGAUAAAAAAAAAGAUAACAUAACAAACAAACAAACAAAAUGCUUUAUAUUAUCAGUUUGACAUGUUUUUUUUCGAUUUUUCUAAAACGAUAACGGUUAUUUAGGGUUGAAGAUGAUAUAAAUGUGAUGUGAGUUCUAUUUUAUAUAUAUAUAUAUAUAUAUAUAUUCAUAAAUACUUAUAAGUGGCUUGCUUAACCGUUUAGUUGUUGAUCAUGUAAAAUACCGCUUCGAGAAUGCAUCCUCAUAACCUUUCUGUCGUAUAUAUUUUCAAUCUUGUCUUUUUGUUUUUUUUUAAAAAAACAAAUUAAUAGCAAAAUUUAUACUUUAUGCUUUUUUUUCUCUCCUAACCAAAAAAAAAACAACAACGACAAAUUAAAUAGGGCGCCAGAUAAGCCUAUAAGGAAGAGCGCAACUCCUAAGCAAUCAUUAAAUGGAACGUUUACGACUCCUUCACUUCCGUCGGACGAAACCGAUAGCGAUAUAGAUUCUGUUGUAAUGAAGAAUAUUGGCGCCGAUACGGAAGCUAAGGAAAUUGGUAGUUUACUUGCUAAGAAAUCGAAAAUCUUCGUUCCAGAGAAAGUAACUGAUAGUUGGUUGAAAAAUGUUCCUAUAAUAGACGGAUAUAUCGGUAGUCGAUAUACUGGGGAACGGUUGGAGGCGGUUAUUGAUAGUUUCCAACGGAAAAUCGAUUCGAACGAAAUUGUGGAUGAGUAUAAACUUUUAAGGAAUACAAAAUUAUCAGAUUCCUGUAUAGAAGGAACACGGUUGGAAAACAAGCCAAAGAACAGAUUCAGGAACGUUAUACCAUACGAUUUCAAUCGCGUUAAACUCUCUUCAACAACCCCUGACGACUACAUAAAUGCCUCUCAUAUUCGGGUAAAAGUAAACGAAAACCAUACCCUACAUUAUAUAGCCGCCCAGGGGCCUCUUCCACGCACGACCGCCGACUUCUGGAAGAUGAUACUAGAAAAUAAUGUCGAAUGCGUAGCCAUGGUUACUAAUGAUACAGAAGGUGGUAAAAUAAAAUGUCAUGCUUAUUGGCCGCCCAAUGUUGCCCAGCCGUUUACGAUAUUUGAUCGGUAUGAAAUACGCUUAUCAAGGGUACAAGUGUUACAAAAUUCUAUUGUUAGACAAAUCGAUAUUGAAGAUUUACAUACCAGGGAAGUAAAGAUUAUAAAGCAAAUAAAUUUUACGUCUUGGGCAGACAAUACUGCCCCUCAUUCAGCGGAACCGUUUUUAAAGGUAUAUUGAAUAUCUUCUACUUGAUUCAUUUUCACUUAAUCUCCCCGUUUUUUAGUAUAUACGUCUAGUUAAUUUACUAAGAACUACAAAUGCACCCGUUGUCAUCCAUUGUAGCGCGGGAAUUGGUAGGACAGGUGCUUAUAUUGUAAUCGAUACUAUUUUAGAAUGUAUCCGGCUUGACAUGGAAAUUGAUCUGGAAGAAAUAGUUCAAGAACUGCGUAAGCAACGACAAGGAAUGAUUCAAACCAAAGAUCAAUACUGUUUUUGUUACGAUUCAACGGUAGAAGCCUUAAGAAGUUUAAUUACUAAACAAAUGUGAACUACCUUGCAAUUGUUUGUUUUUUAAUCAGUCAUUUUUUUUUUAUUUCACUAUAUCUCUGUCUCGCUCGCUUGAUCUGUCUCUCUUUUUCAUCGUUUUAUAUCUUCUUGAUCCACCUUAUCCGUCCACAUUAUACAUAUAUAUAUAUAUAUAUGCAGGGGACACUUGGUAUUUUGAUAUUUUACUCAAACUUUAAAAGUCUUGCUCCGUUUUAUUCCUUUUUUUUCGUAUUGCUGAUGUGAUGUUUACUAUUACUUGUUUGUUGGAUUAAAAUAAAAAGCAAAAACAACAGAUAAUUUCAUAGUUUACUAUAUUUUUGUAUAUAAAUCUGUAGGAAGAAAAGAAUAACUUUUGCAUUAUCUCUC